UUUCGUCACGUUCAUGUGCGGCGUCCGCGGGUGCCGGUGACGCUUCAACUGGUAGCUUUCAUAUACCUCCAUCCCCUUCAGGCGGGCAUGGCCGGCUCGGGAGCCAACACGGUGCGCCUGACCAAGAUCAACCCGAUCUUGGGCAGCGGGCGCAAGCCGACGGGCAGCUCGCUGCUGAAGCCCAACUACCUGUCGGGCCUGCCCGACCCGCCGGCCAUCACGGCCGGGCCCGGCUCGGGCGGCUUCGACCGCACCAGCUCCGACAGGGGCUCCGACUCGGGCCGCGAGUCGCGCGACAGGAAGCGCAAGGACUACGGCUCGUCCGACGGCGGCUCGGGCGGCGGCGACGGGCGUAGCCGCAAGCGCCGGUCGCGCUGGGGCGGCGACGAGAACGACAAGACGUUCAUCCCGGGCAUGCCGACCAUCCUGCCGACCAACCUCAACAAGGACCAGGAGGAGGCCUAUCUGAUUCAGCUUCAAAUAGAGGACUAUAGCCGCCGCCUGCGCUCCGGUGACCUGGGCAUCCCGUCUAACCCCGACCAGAGGUCGCCGUCGCCAGAGCCGAUCUACAGCAGCGACGGCAAGCGGCUGAACACGCGCGACUACCGCACGCGCCGCCGUCUCGAGGAUGACCGUCACAAGCUGAUCCAGAAGAUGUUCGAGCUGAACCCGGACUACAAGCCGCCGCUCGACUACAAGCCGCCGACCACGCGCGUCACGGACAAGAUCGUCAUCCCGCAGGAGGAGCAUCCGGAGAUCAACUUCAUCGGCCUGCUGAUCGGGCCGCGCGGCAACACCCUCAAGUCGCUGGAGAAGGAGUCGGGCGCCAAGAUCGUGAUCCGCGGCAAGGGCUCGGUGAAGGAGGGCAAGGUGGGCCGGCGCGACGGCCUGCCCAUGCCCGGUGAGGACGAGCCGCUGCACGCCAUCAUCUCAUCCAUCAACCCGGAGUGCGUGAAGCGCGCCGUCGACCGCAUCAAGGAGAUCAUCCGCCAGGGCGUCGAGGUGCCCGAGGACCAGAACGACCUGCGGCGCAACCAGCUGCGCGAGCUGGCGCUGCUCAACGGCACGCUGCGCGAGCAGGAGGGGCCGCGCUGCAGCAACUGCGGCGCCACCAACCACAAGUCGUGGCAGUGCCCGGACAAGCCGAACGUCACGAACAACGUCAUCUGCAAUAGCUGCGGCGGCGCCGGCCACAUCGCCAGGGACUGCCGGCAGCGGCGCGGCGGCGGCGGCGGUGGCGGAUCCUCGGAGCGCGGUCGGGACGGCCCGGCCGGCGACGCCGUCGGCGGCGACCGCGCCAAGAUCGACGAGGAGUACAUGUCGCUGAUGGCGGAGCUGGGCGAGGGACCGCCGCCCAGGAAGGACGACAACAACCGCUCCGGCACCGGCGGCUCGUCCGGCUACGGCGGCGGCAACCUGAGCCGCUACAGCGGGCGCACGGCCUUCGACCGCCGCGAGCCGCCGCGGCCGCUGAUGGGGCCGCUCACCGGCAGCAACACGAGCGCGCUGGGCGCGCCGCCCGCCCAGCCGCUGUUCCAGGUCAGGGCCGACUCUGCCGCGGCUGGGCUGACGGCCGAGAGGCCGACGCAGGUCCGGCUGGGGUGA
Pollicipes pollicipes is the source of this 1605-nucleotide messenger RNA. Its product is annotated as splicing factor 1. Lineage: Eukaryota; Metazoa; Arthropoda; Thecostraca; Pollicipedomorpha; Pollicipedidae. Bases 88 to 1605 code for a protein of 505 amino acids. Gene Ontology annotation, cellular component: nucleus. Gene Ontology annotation, biological process: regulation of mRNA splicing, via spliceosome; regulation of DNA-templated transcription. The record is from RefSeq and is a predicted model, not a curated record. The transcript has 12 exons. Gene Ontology annotation, molecular function: mRNA binding; sequence-specific DNA binding; zinc ion binding.